CUCCCUCCCCUCCAGGAAGGAGACAGUUCAUAUGAUGGGAAUCAAAAACUCCAAGGACAGGCAUCCAUUCUUUGCCAAGGGACCCCCAAAUAUAGGCCUUUCCCUGGAAUAGCUCAGCAGAGGCAGAAAAGUCACCAAGGAGAUCAAGUCCUAGUGUCCUGGACAAAAUGUUGGAAAAUGAUGAUCAGCUGGAAAGGCAGCAGGAAAAUCAAGGCAAGUUCAAGAGAAUGGCAGAAAGCUGUGAAUGCACAGUAGUGGGAAAAUUGUGUCCUCUUGCUACAGAUGAUGUUUGUUCAAGACAAAAGCUUCAUAAAUGUGGCACACUUGGAAAGAGUUUGA
Messenger RNA from Jaculus jaculus (lesser Egyptian jerboa), 339 nucleotides. RefSeq lists its product as uncharacterized. Lineage: Eukaryota; Metazoa; Chordata; Mammalia; Rodentia; Dipodidae. The transcript has 3 exons. The record is from RefSeq and is a predicted model, not a curated record. The annotation marks the transcript as partial.